AUGUCGGGACAGAAGCCUCGGUCGAGAUCCCGGUCCAAACCGGCGGCGCUGGACGGCAGCGAUCUAUACGCCGCCGAAGCCAUACUCGACAAGAAGACGAACGCCGAGGGAAAGACACUCUAUUAUAUCAAGUGGUUGGGUUGGCCCCACCACUCCAACACGUGGGAACCGGAGGAGAACAUAGCCUCGGAUUCGCUGGUUCAGGAGUUCGAGGAGAGGGUCCAGACGGGCGAGACCUAUAAGCAGAUGAAACGUCGGCGCUCUCUGGAGGAGAAAAACGCUCAAUACGUGGCUGCGAGUGGUUCCCAGGCGUCGACCCAUAAAUCGCUCAAAAAGGGCGCCGAGAAUCACCACAAGAAGGCCAAACACCAUAAGCAUGAGUCCCACCACCGCAAGGCGGACACCGGCGCCGACCACCGCUCCCAUAAGGCCGACCCAUCACUCAUUAAUUUUAAUACAUUAGUCGACAGAUUGAAAGUUACGGAAAGGGAGGCAAAGGAUGCCAAGAAGUCCGGUCGCCAAUCGUCAAGAUCGCCGUCCGUCAAUGCCGGCUCCCGGCGCUCGUCCCGUCAACCCUCCCGUCGCAAUAGCCUAAUAGCGGACGACCAGACAGUGGGCGACGAAGACAUGCGAGGAAUGCCUGACCCGCACCACAUACUCACACGAAGAGUUUCAUCAGAUUCUGAACACUCUGUUCACUCACUCGUUGCUAAAAAACCCAACAGUUAUUACUCAGACUUCGACACCCAAUCAUCCCUAGAGUCGAGCCCCGGGGUCGCCAUUGAUGGCAAACCCGUUAACAGUGAGCGUGAGGUCCAGACCUACCUAAACUCUGGCGCAUAUGAGCCGCAAGUAGUGUUAGAGCGACUGCCGAAACUAGUGUUAAAGCGAAUGCUGUCCAAUAGCUAUAAGCCCUCUUACGAGGUGUCCAUCAAAACCCCCCAUAAUAACGAUGACAAUGAUAAUGACAUAUCAAUCGCCGUCACAGACAGUAAGGGCUGCGCCGAAGAGGUGAUAAGCGAUGAGUUAAGCGUUGAUAAAAACAAUGGCGUGAAUAGCGAGGUGUUAGCCAAAAGCGAUUUGAAUAACAAUGACACGAGUGCUGAGAGUGUAUUGCAAUGCCAUGAUGUAAAUGCCCGCAAAAUUGACGAUAAAGUUGUCAUUACAGCGUCAGGUAUAGACAGUACUGACACAGACAUAGCCACUGUCCAAAGCAAAGACCCAGAGGUUGUGCCAGAGGUUAUAGUCGAGAUACCAGUCCCGUCCCCCGAGUCCAGGCGCUCACCGCACCCGCAGACUGUCCGCGACGGUGGUCUCGAGGCGAUUGUCGCCCCAAACAGUGGUUCCAGCGAUGCUGGCGUUGAUCUCAGCCAACACACGUCGUUGUCGACUGUGACCAUUGGUGGGGAAGUGGUCUCCGAAGAGGUUGUUACCGAAGAGGUCGCUGAAGAAGUGGUUACCGAAGAAAUGGCGUCCGAAGAGCAAACGGCUCUCAAGUCGAUUGUCAUCGCUUUGGAUGGGUCCACCGGUGAAGACAGUGGCGUCGAAGUGCCUGUCGUUGAGUCGAUCGAUCACCAGAUGAUCACCACUGAUGAACAAACAGCUGAGGAAGUGGUUGACACAACCGAUGAGAAUCCGAUUAAAGAGCCUUUAGUUGAAGAGGAAGAGGUGAUUGUCGCCGGAGAUUGCCUUGAAAUUGAAGCCAACGAUGACUCGGAAACGGCGACUACUGCUCAAGAGUUAGCGCAAGAAGUUUGCGAUAAAAGUGCGGACAUUGACACGAACUCCGGUGAUAGCGCUCAAGAGAUUGUUGUUGUGGUGGUCGAC
Oppiella nova is the source of this 1827-nucleotide messenger RNA. The record is from the annotation of a GenBank genome assembly. NCBI's taxonomy places the organism in Eukaryota, Metazoa, Arthropoda, Arachnida, Sarcoptiformes, Oppiidae.